Molecule: messenger RNA, 2535 nt
Organism: Capronia epimyces CBS 606.96
Lineage: Eukaryota; Fungi; Ascomycota; Eurotiomycetes; Chaetothyriales; Herpotrichiellaceae
Exons: 1
Coding region: 1-2535 (844 amino acids)
Molecular function (GO): protein binding
Source: RefSeq, a predicted model, not a curated record
AUGGAGCUUGACCCAAGGCCGUUUGAGUCGGUCAAUGUUGGCCUGACGAGCGUGGAAGUGGGAAGAGACAGGUUUACCAGCCAUGAAAUGUUCCAUCCGCCUCCUAUAGCUUACUGGCGAAACAAUUUGACCGCUCUGUCCCAGCGCUACAAUCUCUACUUCGUGGCAACGCGGAAUUCCAUCGUCGUCUACAAACCAGAGUUUCCCUUCCAGAGACUUCACCGAAUACCCUGUCUGAUGAUCCUACCGACCCUAGCCAAUCCGAAUGCUAAAGGCUAUAUUGAUCCGCACUCGCCCCAUGAUAUCAAUCAUCUAACUGUGGGUGAUCUGGGGACGGAGGAAAUCCUGCUGCUCGCAACCGAUUCCGGUAAUGUCACAGCUUACUAUACUAAGUCACUGGAGGCAGCCAUAAGGAAAACACCAUUGCCUUACAUCCCGCAUCCACGGAGCGACCAUUUGGGGGUAAGGGCCUGCUUUGCACAAUGGGUUGGUGAGUCGGCUUGGGGGCUGAGUAUCCACACCCAUGCCCGUAUGAUCGCCGUUUCAGCAAACACUCCCUAUCACAUUCAGAGUGGCGAUCCUACGGCCAAGAUUACCGUCUUCGCUUUCGCCUUGACAAAGGAACAACAAGGGGAAGAGGAAGAGGACGAGGACGAGGACGAGGACGAAGAUGAGUCCAUGCAUGAAACCUUCGAUGCCGCUGAACACACCAGGCAGCCAGACUGGCCCGAAUGGGAAACCAAUGUAUCGGACAUGUUCCCUCCACCAAGAAAUAAGAACUACAAGAUCACAUUGGCGGGCUUUGAUGGACACGACCACAAUAUUCCAAGCAUCUCGUUUGUGAAUACGGACCAGGAUUUGGAAGGCCGGUGGCUGUUGAGCACCGACAUCGCAGGUAUGAUGAAGAUGUGGCAGAUUUGGCAGGGCAAGUGCCUCAAGACAUGGGACUUAUCCGAAAAAAGAAUGCGCUCAGCCUUCUUUCCAAGACGCGAAGGAGGAUGGCUUGUUACUGCCUUGGACUCUCGUGCUUUCCGGCUAGCCGAGACCAUGGACGAGUUCUGCGGACAUUCCAAAGCCCCCCAGUACCAUGGGCAUGCUGGUGAAAGUUACGAUAUCACUCACAUCGUUAGGGUUCGCACGCCGGGCAACAGCGCCACGUUUCCGCCACUGGAUGGGUCCCCGGAAGAGGAAAGUGGCGACGAAGGCGACCAGGAGACUUCUGGCUCGUGGUCAGAUAUGGACCAAGGCGAUGUUGAGGAUGACGAAACCAUACUAGACGAACUCACCAGGCAAAUUGAUCCUCGCCCUGCGGCUGAGAUCUCCUCGGAAACAUCUUCCGAUGUUGCAGAGAGCGAAGCAGCAGAUCGAUUGACGGUAGUCGUGGAAAUAACGAGCUCAAAUCUGGACCGGGGUUCUGAUCACAAUACGGCAACUCCUCCUGUUGGGACAGGAGCCCCUUCUAAUACCGUGCUUUCUGAACAGCCUCGGACCGGUUCUAAUGCUUUUGAGGGCGGGCAGGACGGUAUCGCGUCGGCUGGUAAUUCCAGCGCUCCGCGAUCAGUCGACAUCGUCCGUAGGAACAAUCAUGAAGCCCAGGGCGAGACGGCAUCGACCCUGCAAGUGGAGCCAUCCAUGUCUGAGCGGCAACAGUUUGGGCCAGCACAUCAAAAACCUAAGUGGAAGAGCAGUGGCUGGGAUGCCCACAAGGUUCGCACAGGGACAACUCCUCCUGCUAUACCAGUUCUUCACUGCAGCACCUCGAAUCUCAGGCUCAUGAUUGCACCGGAAGCAGAUAGCGCCCACCUUUUUUGUGCCAAUCUCCUGAAGCAAGUUUUGCCACAAGAGAUUGAGCAGACGAGACAUUCGCACCUGGAUAGGCUGAACAUGAUACAGGAAAUCCCCGAGUUAGGAGUGGUGAUUGUAGCUACACAGCUGGGCCGGUGUGCGAUCUGCAGCCUGACCAAGAACGACAAAACUGGCUCAUAUGGGUUGAGGGUCGAUUGGACGCUGCCUACUCACAAACAAGAGGUUCAAAAGCUGCGACCGUUCCUGCCUUUGUUGGGGAUUGCGGCCUCACCGAUUCAGGGUCACUUGAAGAAAGAAGCUCACGCGGCCGGCUAUACAAAUGAUACUGCGAUUGAAUGGGGCUCGGAUGGCACGGUCGAUGGGGUACCCACCACAUUUGAUCCCGCCGUUGUCGUCGUCCGGCAAUGUGAACCCCCAGAAAGCGACACGCAUGAGCAAAGCCCUGGCCAAGAGAGUGGAGGCGGCGAGAACGACGGUGAGCAUAAGCUGAAACGUAAGAGACUGUCCUAUUCUCCUGACACCGAGCCACCUUCGAGGGUGAGCACCGAAACUAGUACAUGGCAGACACCCUCGAGCAUGGACUCAUGGCAGUCCACGGAGAACAGCCGCAGGUACAGACUCAUGCUCACUUAUAUGGACAUGACUGUGUUGACAUACGAGAUCUGGCGAGGGGUGGAAAGGCAUGAGAUUGAACAGGAAGAGAUAUCGACACUCGACAUGCUAGAUUGA